Molecule: messenger RNA, 3327 nt
Organism: Kockovaella imperatae
Lineage: Eukaryota; Fungi; Basidiomycota; Tremellomycetes; Tremellales; Cuniculitremaceae
Product: putative potassium:hydrogen antiporter
Exons: 8
Coding region: 348-3146 (932 amino acids)
Biological process (GO): proton transmembrane transport
Cellular component (GO): membrane
Molecular function (GO): antiporter activity
Source: RefSeq, a predicted model, not a curated record
CACGCCAAGGGGACACCGACGACCUACUACCCAUCAUCAUCUGAUCAUACCAUCGUCGAUAGUAAAGGAAUAUACGCGUUUGUUGGCUCUUCUUUCCUCCUCCUCCUCCACCCCUCCUACACUCGCUCACCACACGACGUCCCUUUGUACCCCGUUGACAUUUCGUCUGUCCGGGGGUUAGUGAGGCUUCGCGCGACUGUAACCGCAUCAAUCAGUCCCUUUGUGUAGGGAUCGCCUAUCUUCCGAGCGGUUUCAAGCGAUCAUCCUCUUUAUAUAGCUCCAAAGGUCAACUCUCGUUUCUCUCCAUUCUUAUCCCUCUCCCUUCUCCCCGCCACUCCGUCAUCGCCAUGUUUGACCGUAACAUCUUUGGCGAUCCGACUCAUUUCUUGAGUCUGACAUCGCGUUCCAUCUCGUCGAGUGUUCUCGCUGGCGAUAACCCAUCGGCUUAUGAUCCCGCCAAUCCAAUCACCCUCUUCAUCAUCCAGCUCGUCAUCAUCAUAUCCUUCACUUCUUGCCUAGGAUGGGCCUUCUCAUUCAUCAAGCAGCCGCGAGUCAUUGCGGAAGUCAUCGGAGGCGUCAUUCUCGGUCCCACAGUCUUUGGUCGAAUCCCAAACUUUUCACGUCGAAUCUUCCCCCAUGACUCUCUACCAUUCCUCAACCUCGUCUCUACCAUCGGUUUGAUCCUCUUCCUAUUCCUGGUCGGUCUAGAAGUGGACGUGAGCGUCAUGAAGAAGAAUGGGCGGAACAGCGCGAUCAUCUCAGCAGCAGGUAUGCUCCUUCCCUUCGGACUAGGAGCAGCAGUCGCUGUACCGGUCUACCACAACUUUGUCGACCCUUCGACCACCUUUGGCCAUUUCCUACUCUUCGUCGGAGUCGCCAUGGCCAUCACCGCUUUCCCCGUCCUCUGUCGAAUCUUGACUUCCACCAAACUUCUCGACACUAAAGUCGGUGUCAUCGUCCUCGCUGCUGGCGUAGGCAACGAUGUCGUCGGAUGGGCGUUGAUUUUACUGUUUCCCAUCAAGUGGGGCUUUAGAUGGAUGGCGAGAAAGUCAGGCUCGAUAGAUCAAGGAUCGCCUACGCCCUUUAUGAUGGUUCUGACCCUCCUGGUGGUGUUCAGCUCGGCAUUCGUCACGGACAUUAUCGGCGUCCACCCCAUCUUUGGCGGCUUCAUUGCGGGUCUGAUAAUCCCCCACGAAGGCGGUUUCGCCAUUGCCCUCGUAGAGAAGAUUGAUGAUCUCGUGUCGAUGCUGUUCUUGCCAAUCUAUUUCGUUCUCUCUGGCCUUUCGACAAACCUCGGUCUCAUCAACACUGGGAAAGACUGGGGAUUCGUCAUUCUUCUCUGUGUCGUGGCUUGGAUCGGUAAAUUCGUCGGAUGCGCAGGUACUGCCAAAUUGCUCAAGUACAGCACCCGAGAGAGUGGUGCCAUUGGCAUGUUGAUGUCUUGCAAAGGGCUUGUCGAGCUCAUCGUCCUCAACGUCGGCCUACAAGUCGGUAUCAUUGACCAACGACUUUUCUCCAUGUUUGUCGUUGAGGCGGUCGUCCUGACAUUCAUCACGACGCCCUUGACCGUCCUUAUUUACCCUGAAAGACACCGUUCGCGUGGAUCUGCUUUGGAGAAACGACCUACUCGGGAUGUUGAGAAGGAGGGAAUGGCCGGCGGUCUGAGAUUCGGCGUCGGUGCAGGAGGCAGAGAGACCACCACGAGGCUACUCGUCGUCCUUCAAAAGAUUGAACACCUCUCGCCCGUCAUGCUCCUCGCUCAGAUGCUCGAACCUCAACAUAUCAAGGCUCGGCAACCUUGGUCCGGAUCUGGUCUCAUGACGAAGAGCGCCAGCAAAGGCAGUAGCACAGUCGGUGGAGGCGACAUCUCCGAAGAGUCUGUCGAGAGCCUGCGAGACGAUACCGGCGGCCGCUUGUCAAAGAGUGGCGAUCAGGCACCGAUGACCGUCGCUCGUACCACCGGGCCCAAUCUUUCUGCUGUCCAGAUCGACGCACUCAAGCUCAUUGAAUUGACUGGUCGAACUUUUUCCGUUAUGCAGUCCGCUGAGAAGGAUCAAUUGCUCCUGACGGAUGACGCUCUCCAACUGUUCCGACAAUUCGGUCGAUUACGAGGCCUCGAAGUGACGCCCCAUAUCUCCAUCGUCGGACAGGACUCGUACCCAAAUGCCGUGGCCGACUAUGCCGAUAAUCUAGGUACAGAGUUGACCAUUCUCCCUUGGACCAUUCCUCCCCUGAGCGGCAAUGCCCCCGGAACGCUAUCGCUCUCGGACAGUGACAAGGAGGCGACUCCAGCUGCUGCCAAUCCAUCAGCUACACUGUCGUCCUUUGAAAAAAUUUUUGGCGUGGAAACUGCUGGAUCGCCCAUUUACACUCACUUUCUCCGACGUGUCUUUACGGAAUGCACCACCGAUACUGCAUUGUUCAUCGACCGAGGUUUCUCUUCCGGAACAUUUUCCCCCGGAGCCGGACAGCACAUUUUCAUGCCAUUUUACGGUGGCCCUGAUGAUCGAUUAGCACUUCGAUUCGCGGUUCAGUUGUGUCACCAUAGCAGUGUGACGGCGACGAUUGUGCGCAUCAUCGAAGACGUCACUGUGGAUGACGAUGACGAAUCGGCCUUGGUCAAGGCGGGCAAGAAUGGCAUGUCAGAGUCGAUGCAGGUCCACCAGAACGCUCUGUUGUCGAAUCAACUUACGGUUGGACCAUCAGCCGCCGGGCCCAUUGGAGAAUCUUCUGCACGAUUGGCUUCUGAAACUGCAGACGAUGUGGCUUGGGCCUACUACACUGCUCCACUCCCCGCCUCUGCUCGAUCUGCCUCGCUCACUGAAGCUCUAAGCAGAACAGCAUUCUGGACACAAACGACCUCUUCUCCCCUCUCUUAUGCUCUCUCCACCGCUGAAUCUUCCGCUCGAGCCAUGGCUUCAGAUUCUCUCUGGCGGCCCAUGAUGAUCAUCACGGGUCGAGGGAGACGAGGCGCAAAGAUCAAUCACAGUGUCGAAUUGAACAAGUCGCUCGUUGAAAAGGGUCAGAACCCAAGUGUAGGCGCGGAAUUGAGAAAGACAGUAGGGGAUAGCGCGACGGCCAUGAUACUUGGUGGUGGUCAACCGGCUCAGGCUAGCUUGUUGAUUUUGGAAGCUUCGGGAAGGUAGAAUCACAAGCCACGAGCUACGGGCUACAAGCACGCAGUGGUGCGAUCGAGGGAAGGGCGAGUCUCAAAGCGCUCAGCGAAGAACGGCGUCCACCAUGGCGUUCUGGGGAACGCUCCUGUUACGAAUCAUGUCAUAUUUUUAAUGUCCUUGUGUUAACGACCCAUAUUUCUAUUAUCAUUGU